AUGUCUCAGCGAGCUAAUGCGUCCCACUGUGGUGGGGUUGUGAUUGAAUUAGAAUCUGACAACGUCGGGGAAUCAAGAACUCGAAGAGCAAGGAAAAUACCGGGUUCAGCUCUUAUCUACCUCAAGGGCCCCAAGUUUCUCAUCUAUGUGAGUGGAGCAUUAUCUAUGUGGGGUGACCGCAUGUGGCACUUUGCGAUCUCUGUGUUCCUUAUUGAGUUGUACGGCCGCAACCUGCUGUUGACAGCAGUGUUUGGAUUGGUGCUGGCUGGGUCAGUGCUGUUGCUUGGGGCUUUAAUUGGAGACUGGGUUGAUCGCAACCCUAGGAACAAAGUUGCCCAUGCAUCUCUUUUCAUCCAGAACACCUCAGUGACUGUAUGUAGCAUUGUGCUCAUGCUGGUAUUCUCAUAUAAGGAACAGAUUGAACUGAUCUGGGAUGGAUGGUUUACUGUGGUUUGUUAUACGGUGGUGAUCAUCCUGGCAGAUGUCGCAAACCUUGCAAGUACAGCGCUGACCAUUGCCAUCCAGAGGGACUGGAUAGUGGUUAUUACAGGCUAUAACCGAGGCCACCUGGCUGGAAUGAAUGCAACCAUGAGGAGGAUAGAUCAGGUGACCAACAUCCUGGCCCCACUGGCAGUGGGACAGGUCAUGACCCUGGCUUCUAACGUGGUUGGCUGUGGCUUCAUCCUCGCGUGGAACCUCUUUUCUCUCAUUGUGGAAUUCUUCUUCUUGUCAAGAGUUUAUCGAAUCGUUCCCGCUCUUUCAGUCAAACCCCCAACAGUUGAGGGCGAUCAGGAGUACCUGGGGAGGACAGAAAGGAGAGGGUUGCAAGGGCAAGGCAAUGAUCAGCUAUCUGACCCUCUGGCAACAAGCAACUGCAACACAGACAUGCAUCUUAAAGAAAUCACCAACUUGCCGCUGUGUUUCCAAAGGUUUCGCUGGCUGCUGAGCACAUGUAUGGAUGGCUGGAGGGCCUAUUAUCGACAACCUGUCUUCCUGGCUGGAUUGGGUCUGGCUUUCCUCUACACUACAGUCCUGGGCUUUGACUGCAUCACUACUGGCUAUGCUUACACUCAGGGCAUAAGCGGCUCCCUCCUAAGUCUGCUGAUGGGCGUGUCAGCUAUCACAGGGUUGAUGGGCACUGUAAUGUUCACCAGGCUCAGAAAGUCGGUUGGCUUGGUUAACACAGGAAUCAUCUCAAGCUGCCUCCACCUGGGUUGCUUGUUGCUGUGUGUAUGCUCUGUGUUUGCUCCUGGCAGCCCUAUAGAUCUCAGUCUGCUGAUGCCCUACUUUAGCUCCGGUUCCUCUGCUGAGCCUGGAGGAAUGGCAAGCAAAAGGCAAAAACACACUUAUCCUCUUUCGGGAGGGAGCAAUCAACCACUGCUUCCAGAUCGCUCCUCCAUACACUGGACCAACAACACCGUCCUUUUUGACAACGUCCCCUCUGGAACGGCACCGGACUCUUAUAUAUCCAUUAUUCUGCUAUUCCUGGGUGUUAUCACUGCACGCAUUGGUUUGUGGUGCUUCGACCUCACUGUGACCCAGCUUCUGCAGGAGACCAUCUGUGAGUCAGAGCGAGGAGUGGUAAAUGGGGUGCAGAGCUCCAUGAAUUAUCUAAUGGACCUGCUCCAUUUCAUCAUGAGCCAAGAGAAAACACCGCCUCGAAACAUAAGAAGGAGACACAGCUUAGAUAUAAGCACUGGAUCCACUCUGCACCUGGGAAAUGAAUGCCUCCCCCCUGAUCUGUGA
This is a messenger RNA of Gambusia affinis (western mosquitofish), 1746 nucleotides long. RefSeq names its product solute carrier family 40 member 1. NCBI's taxonomy places the organism in Eukaryota, Metazoa, Chordata, Actinopteri, Cyprinodontiformes, Poeciliidae. Gene Ontology annotation, molecular function: iron ion transmembrane transporter activity. Gene Ontology annotation, cellular component: membrane. The transcript is spliced from 9 exons. The coding region runs from base 1 to 1746 and encodes 581 amino acids. Gene Ontology annotation, biological process: iron ion transmembrane transport. The record is from RefSeq and is a predicted model, not a curated record.